This is a messenger RNA of Sebastes umbrosus (honeycomb rockfish), 2938 nucleotides long. It is a transcript of the gene crtac1a, whose product is annotated as cartilage acidic protein 1a. Gene Ontology annotation, biological process: axonal fasciculation. Bases 160 to 1917 code for a protein of 585 amino acids. The record is from RefSeq and is a predicted model, not a curated record. The transcript has 14 exons. NCBI's taxonomy places the organism in Eukaryota, Metazoa, Chordata, Actinopteri, Perciformes, Sebastidae.
UUACACAAGCUUGUUUUGUAAAUUUUAAAAUGCAUAAAUUGUGUAAGGUGGAGAAUCUUUGCCAAAUGAUAUAAUAAACGGCGCUCAGUGCACUCCUAUCGCUGCAGCCAAGUCAGAUCAUCUCCCUCUCUGUGCACUGAUAAAGCAGGUUGUGCAGCGAUGUGGGGUUCAGGUGUGUUUCUCCUCCUGAUCGGACUCUGGCAUCAGUCCCGCGCCCAGAGCUCUGAGCCCAUGCUUCAGGUUGUAACACAGACGAUGCUCCCCCCUGACAGUCUGCACAACCCCACACAGCUCAACUACGGAAUGGCUGUGACAGACGUGGAUGGUGACGGCGACCUGGAAGUGGUUGUGGCAGGGUACGAUGGGCCCAACCUGGUGCUGAAGUACGAUCGCACUCAAAACAGGCUGAUAAACAUUGCUAUCGAUGACAGCAACUCUCCGUACUACGCUCUGAGAGACCGAGCAGGAAACGCUAUUGGAGUUACCGCCUGUGAUGUGGAUGGAGAUGGACGUGAGGAGAUCUACUUCCUCAACACAAACAAUGCCUACUCUGGACGGGCAACUUAUUCAGACAAGCUGUUCAAGUUUCGGAAUGGCCGCUUUGAAGAUCUUCUGGGGGACGAGCUCAAUGUGCGUCGUGGUGUCGCUAAUCGCAUGGCAGGACGUUCAGUUGCAUGUGUUGACAGAAAGGGAACAGGCCGCUACUCCAUCUACGUGGCCAACUACGCCAGCGGCAACGUCGGUCCCCACGCUCUCCUAGAAAUGGACGAGGCUGCAAGUGAUGUCGCCAACGGCAUCAUCGCUCUGUCUGACGUGGCUGCAGAGGCCGGCGUCAACAAGUUCACAGGUGGGCGCGGUGUGGUCGUCGGACCAAUCCUGAGCCAGUCGAGGUCAGACGUUUUCUGUGACAACGAGAACGGACCCAACUUCCUGUUCAAGAACAAUGGAGAUGGGACUUUUGCUGAUAUGGCGAGACAGGCUGGUGUGGAGGACCGGUACCAGCAUGGCAGAGGAGUAGCGCUAGCCGACUUCAAUGGCGACGGAAAGACAGACAUCGUCUAUGGCAACUGGAACGGCCCACACCGACUUUACCUGCAGGGCAGCGACUCUAAAUUCCGGGACAUAGCCACGGGAGGAUUCGCAGCUCCCUCACCUAUUCGCACGGUCAUCGCUGCCGACUUUGACAACGACAAGGAGCUGGAAGUGUUUUUCAACAACAUUGCUUAUAGAGGCAACGCCCCUAACAGGCUGUUCAGGGUGUCAAGAAGAGCUGAUGCAGACCCUUUGAUCCAGGAGCUUAAUGCGGGAGAUGCUGCAGAGCCGCAGGGGCGAGGAACAGGUGGCACCGUGACAGACUUUGAUGGGGACGGACAGCUGGACCUGCUGCUGGCACAUGGAGAGAGCGCCCAGCAGCCAAUCUCUAUCUUCAAGGUCACACAGGGCUCGUCCAACAACUGGCUGCGGGUCAUCCCUCGCACCCAGUUUGGCUCUUUUGCUCGGGGAGCCAAGGUGACAGCCUUCACCAGUCAGAGUGGAGCACACACACGCAUCAUUGACGGAGGCUCGGGGUACCUGUGUGAGAUGGAGCCUGUCGCACACUUUGGUUUAGGAACCGAUGUGGUGACGGUUCUGGAGGUCUCCUGGCCAGACAGCAGCUCCAUCAUUCGACCCCUUCAGCCUGGUGAAAUGAACUCGGUGGUGGAAGUAGCCUAUCCUGAACAAGGGGAAACGUCUCCACUUGCCAAUGACACGCAGUGUGGUAAUGGCUUUGCUGUCAAGAAUGGCCGCUGUGCAGCCUUGGCUCCAUUUUACGAUGGCGUCCGCUCCACCUCUGUCUCCACGCUUGAAGCCUCCUGUUUUAAGACCCUUUUGUGUGUCAUGGUGCUCUGUGCACUGGCAGAUCUCGGGGGACGGUAGUCUUGAGGGUAACAACGAUACAGUGAGACAGCCUGGACUAGGCGUUCGCUACAAGACUUGACUUCCUGUGACAUGCAGUAGCAGUGAGUCUUUAUCAGAAUGCACAUACUGCAGUCUGGAUACUUCCUGUUGGCUCUGGUGAGCUGAGUGCAUGCGGUGGUCCCUCCAUGUUGUGAGUGAAGACUGAAAUACAGGGGGUCAGUUUCGUGCCCUUUACCCAGCUGAAAGUGCUGCAGUGUCAUAUAUCCAGUCAAGCAUGCAUGCAAACAUGAGGGAAUUUUCCUGACCAAAGCUUGUUACAACAUGAAAUUAGCAAGGUUUUUUAAACUGACAAUUAUCUGAUGUUUUUUGUGCAUGCAACACGUUAAAAUCAGUAUCAUUAAUAUGUACUAGAGGCCUUUUCCACAGCGCACAGGUGUUACUAAUAAAACUAACGACAAGCAAAUCAUGACAAUGAGCCAACAUGCACAAUACCAGGACACUGAAACUGAAGCAUUUUAUUAUUACUACAAGUGCUAUUGUGACAUAAAACAAAUACCCUUGUUCCUUUUUUCCAGUAAAUAUGUCCAUAUAGGCAAUGGUUUAAUGAAAUCCUGCCCAGCCAAGAUGACAAAAAGGGUUGCUUAUUUACACAUCCAGCAGUCACCAAGCACUAUUAUCAUUCAUUUGGAGUUGUGUUUCUGACUCCAAUAUUUACUCUUCUUUUAGCUCCGUUUUUGGUCCCCUCCAACUCCUGUCAAAAAUAUCUGUCUCUUAGCCACUGAAUGCUCCACAAUGUUCGCCAGCUCGUUGCUAACGUUGUGUAUCUGCUGUUUGGUGCUAGACAAGUAGCACACAGUGGGAUUAACAGAGUUCUUACACUAAAAACAGCUGCUGACACAGAUUAGAGCGAUAAGACUGAAACAAAUCAGUAAAGCUGCGUAAAACCAAAAGCUAAAAGAUGCUAAAAGCUAUGAAGGGAACUGCAGUGUGAUCCAUUAUUAAUAUAAAAAUGUUGAUUAGGGCUGCUUUAAAGGUGCUA